GAUCGUUUCCAUUCGCCGCCAGCCGCCAGUCACAUACACAGGGCGGUAAACGCGCGUGCUGCGCGCUGAUGCUGUUUGUUACGCGACUUCCUGGUGCUCUUUGUAGUAAACUUCGUAGUAAUGGGCUGCUUUGUGUAGUUUUUCUUUGGCAACUCUUCGUAAUUUCUGUGGAGUGAAUGGCUAACAGCUACAAUGGGUAAAAAGACUCGAAUGUUCCACAACAGAAUAUGAGAUUGACAGCUGACGCUCAUAAUGACAGGAGGAACUGCUUCUGUGAUAUGAACGUUUUGUACUGAAUUCAGCAUCUUCUCUAACCUUCAUUCUAUCAGCUGUUUCCAUCAUGAAGAAGAGAAGCCGUCGCUCACUAGAUCAGGAUGAUCCUCUGUGCUGUUGUGAGUACAUCGAUCGUCAUGGCGGACGCAGUCACAUGGCAGCAUGCUGCUGUGACUGUGAGGAUUUGGAUGAGGCUUGUGACAGAUGGAUGACGAAGAAGCCUCAAAGUCCAGACUCUCUGUCCCGGGUUAUAGCUACGAUUAAUGAUCGUCUGCGGGUGCCCUGGAUAUCUGGAGCUCGACAAUUUGAUAUAUCAGUGAUCCCUCCUCUUAUUCUGCUUCCUGUAUUUUUGCACAUUGCAGCUUUGCACUACCUGCUGGGUAUUUUAGUGCUAACAGCAAUGCCCAUCCUGGUCCUUUGGUACUACUAUUUCACUCACCGAAAGAAAGGACGCACGUUAUUCUUCCUCAGCCUCGCACUCUUCUCCCUCUUCUACAUGUUCUACCUCUUCAUCACCGAAGUCGUUCCUCGAGGUGAUGUGAAUCAUCUUCAGAUGGCCGCUGUGGCGGCGGGUGUUGCUCUUACGGUCAUUUCUCUCAUAAUCACUAAGAGAGGGCCGGGCUACGUCACGCCUUGUCCAAAUGACACUCAUAGUACAGUGACCUAUCACAAACCUCCUCCUGAUGUAGAUGCCGCCUAUCUAAAUGGAGCACAGCACCAGGUGGUGAUAGCCAAUCACGAACAAACUGGUGAAUCUGGGUCAGCACAGCAGGGUGUUCAGAGGAGGAACUGGUGUGCUGUAUGCAGAGUGGUGCGGCCCCCGAGAGCGGGACACUGCAGGAUCUGUGGAGUCUGCAUCCUGCGUCUGGACCACCACUGUGUCUGGAUCAACAGCUGUGUGGGGCAGGCCAAUCACCGCAGUUUCCUCCUGACACUUGUUUUCUUUCUGCUGACAUCGCUGUAUGGGAUCAGUUUGGUUCUUCGAAGUGUGUGUCCCGACCAGAAUGUAAUGACUGCACUCUUCUACUGUCCUGACGUCUACAGCCAGUUCAGCUCUGCUCUGUGUUUCACCUGUGCCUGGUACAGCAGUAUUGUGACGGGAGGUUUGCUGCACCUGCUGUUCUUACAGCUUAUCAACGUCAGCUUCAAUGUGACCGAACGAGAGGCGCGUCUGGCUCUGAGAGAGAAAACCGCUCGCAGCCUUCUCUGGGGCCUGAUCAUUGAUACCGGCGUUUACUCACGAGGCUUCCGUACUAACUGGAUUGAAUUCAUGACCAUGAGCAAGGAUUCAGAGACAUCGAACCAUAAACCAUCAGAUCUGGUAUAGAAAUACAACUGUCAGUCUCUGCUGAUGGAAAUACUAUUGAACUGGUCUUAUAAGUGAAUUAUCACUCAAAUAUAUAACAGUGUAGAAUAAUGUUGUGCUACUUAAUGUCUGCAACAUCCAUUCCAUAGUCAGUUUUAUGGCUUUAAAUAUUGUGCUCAAGGUCUCAUCAAGGGUCCAUUGAAUAGUGUGGAUCACUAGAUGGCAGUAUUGUAGUAUGUUACAUUUCUACCAGUGUAUUUCAACAUCAAGUACACCAUUAUUCAGGUAUAGUUAGUAUUUGCACAACUUAUAUUAACUGAUUAUAUUAUUAUCAUAUUAUAUUACAAAGGUUUCACUAAAUAUUAAUUACUUAUUCGAUUAAUAUAAAGAAUUAAUUUUUCCCUCCAUUGACUAUUCACUUUAAUUUAUGCUUCUAAAUAAUAAUAGUAACUUUCAUUUAUAAUAUAAACAUAUAUAUAUAUACACACACACACACACACACACACACACGUGCCAUAUGAAAUUUCUUUUUAAAAUGAGCAUUUUUCUCAAGACUCGUUCAGUUUUAAUGGCAAUGAAAAAAAAAAAAAAACUGAAAUUACUAAACCUACAUAUGAGAGCCUGAGAAAAAUGCUUCACAUGGCAUUUAUGCUUUAGCAUCUGAACUUUCAAAAUAUAAUCACACAUUACUGGUUUACAUUCACUGCUUAUUGGACCAAUUUUGGAUUGAAUGUCUAAUAUUUGUUCUCUCAACUCCAAUAUGUGUCUUAAAUGUGUAUGCACAUUCACGAUCAAGCCUUAUUUAGUGCCUUUUUGGGACAUUGGAAGGGAUUCAACACUGCAUCUUUAUCCAGACAGCACACAGCUUUAAAACUGUCAUCUCAGUAUGGAUCUUUUAUGUUGAGCUUCAUGUUUGUUAUUUGACGUCUUUGUGCCUAUGUGUGUAUUUUCUUUUCAUUUGCUUCCACUGGGGACAAAUCUGUUGUUUGUACCAUCCAGCUACAUUUUGAUGUGCAUGAAUUAUCGCUGCAUUUUUGAAUCAAAGUUGUUUUCCUUUCAUUAAAUGCCUUCUAAAGAAACAGCAACGAAGCACUUCAGAAUCGGAAGUUUAUUUGUCUCAUGUGAGACGGCUUUAUAAAUGUAAUGCAUUUCAUUCUACAAGUUGUUCAAUUAAACUGUAGCAUGGAAAAAUAAACAAGCGUAAAAUUAUUAAA
Carassius gibelio (silver crucian carp) is the source of this 2793-nucleotide messenger RNA. RefSeq names its product zinc finger DHHC-type palmitoyltransferase 23b (gene zdhhc23b). Gene Ontology annotation, biological process: peptidyl-L-cysteine S-palmitoylation; protein targeting to membrane. The coding region runs from base 341 to 1600 and encodes 419 amino acids. The record is from RefSeq and is a predicted model, not a curated record. Gene Ontology annotation, molecular function: protein-cysteine S-palmitoyltransferase activity. Gene Ontology annotation, cellular component: endoplasmic reticulum; Golgi apparatus. The transcript has 5 exons. NCBI's taxonomy places the organism in Eukaryota, Metazoa, Chordata, Actinopteri, Cypriniformes, Cyprinidae.